Belonocnema kinseyi is the source of this 864-nucleotide messenger RNA. Its product is annotated as trypsin-1-like. The transcript has 4 exons. Bases 1 to 864 code for a protein of 287 amino acids. NCBI's taxonomy places the organism in Eukaryota, Metazoa, Arthropoda, Insecta, Hymenoptera, Cynipidae. The record is from RefSeq and is a predicted model, not a curated record. Gene Ontology annotation, molecular function: serine-type endopeptidase activity. Gene Ontology annotation, biological process: proteolysis.
AUGGGGAAAAAAUCUUUCUUGACUCUCCUAUUAGCAUGUGCAGUCUUAUCUCAUGCACUUAUGGCCUUGUCAGAAAAGAAUAUUGGAAAUAUGUUCGAUAACCGUAAAAUGACCAAAGAGGAUUCAUCGGAUAUUCAUAUUCGUAAAAAGUGUUUAAUUGAUAAAAUGCCACACAAACAUGUCGCAUCAAAAAUUCAAGGUGUUCCUAACAUUGUCGAAGUUCAAAAAAAUUUUGUUACUGCUUGCGCUGGGAGUAUAUUAGCCUCCGCCAUCAUUUUAACUGCUGCCCAUUGUCUUUCAGCGAAAAAUGUUGGUUACUCCGUUCUCUCGUAUACACCAUUGAAAAAGUUUGGAACUCGCCACAGAUUUAUGAAGGUAAUAAAGCACCCAGACUAUAGACGACGUGAUUUUUCGAACGAUCUUGCCUUGAUCAAAAUUCUACCACAUAUCGACUUUCACUUUCAUGAGAAAAUUGAUCUAUUUCAUGGAUAUAUUUUUCCAUUUACUUAUGGCACUCUCAGUGGCUGGAAAUACAUUGACAAGACACCACGAAACCAAAAGAAAUUUUCUAUAAAAUUGAAGUCAACCCAUGUACCUAUAAUCAGCAGAGUGGAGUGUCGUAAGGCCUACAAGAAAAUAGCUCGCAUUACAGAUAAACAUGUUUGUACUCUUGAUAGAACUGGAAAACUAGGUUCUCGCGAAGGCGAUAAUGGUGGCCCUUUAAUUGUCAAAGGUCAACUACUAGGUGUUUUUUCUAUUCGUAAGGGGAUUAUAGAUGGACGAACGCCAGAUGUUUUUGUUAACCUUAAUGAUCCUGCCAACAAGGCUUGGGUCCUUACAACCAAAGAAGAACUUUUAGCCUAA